AUGGAAGUUGGGAUUACAAUCUUAUUGGAUCUCAUAAGCUACAGAGAGACGCAGGUGCAGCUUGUGGAGCCAUAUUUGAUCUCAAACACCUUCAAGAAUCUGAUCGCGCACUUUUUUAUCUCUCUUUUGUUACAGGUGUUUAAGAGGGGCAUUGACAAAGAUAUGGCUGUGCUUAUGGCUGCAAGAGCUGCACGUUUAGAGAACCAAGAUGCUAUCGAUACUGCAAUUGUUUCAAUGUUGUCAGACCCGAAAGAGGCACGUGCCGGAAUUCAAGAACUUCAUUUUCUUCCAUUCAGUCCAGCUAAUAGAAGAACUGCAUUAACGUACUUAGACGGAGAAGGCAAAAUGCACCGUGUCAGCAAAGGCGCUCCUGAGGAGAUUUUGGAUAUGGCACACAACAAAUUAGAAAUCAAGGACAAGGUACAUGCUACAAUCGACAAAUUUGCAGAACGUGGCCUAAGAUCCCUUGGGUUGGCAUAUCAGGUGAGACAUGAUUAACUAGUUUUACAAGUA
Camelina sativa (false flax) is the source of this 513-nucleotide messenger RNA. Lineage: Eukaryota; Viridiplantae; Streptophyta; Magnoliopsida; Brassicales; Brassicaceae. The record is from RefSeq and is a predicted model, not a curated record.